AUGUUAACUCAAAUGUCUUAAACAGAAUCCAUUUUACGAGGAGGUGGUUGCGGUUCUUCGAAUGCAAUCUACCCAAAUUCAGGAAUCUCAAAGUCAGAUAACCAAGACCUUCAGAAUUUCUUUAAGAAAUUCAAUUUUUAUGUUGAGUAAAUUUGUACUAAGGCUGUUAUUGCUGCUGAUGAAUCAGAAUCCUAAGAAAUAAUGAAAGCUCAAUAAUGGUUUAUUUUUUAGGAAGAAAAUAUUUACAAUCUAAAUAAGAAUGCCUAAAGUGUAGUGAAAACAUACGAUUUAAUUUUAGGAGGAAUCCAAAAGUUGUUGAAUAGCUGUUUGAUUUACAUUCGAACAGAUUAGUUUAAGUGUUUAUCUAUUUUAUAGACAACAGCAUCUCUCUCUAAAAUCAUCUUUAGCUUCCAUGGAAUAAAUGAGGGAGGAUUCAUGAAAUGUGAUAAAUAAAAGAAAUUUUAGGAACUCUCUGAUGAAAUAAGACAACAUAUGGAAAUAGAAAAAAAUGAUUUGAUUCAAAAUUAAAUGGAGCUAUACCUUUUUUUAACAAAAACUUCUUUCGAGAUUGCACCUAAUAACAGCAAAGAAAGGGAAGAAAUCUGGAAAGGAUGCUUCGGUGGUAUUAUUAGUUCAAUAGUUUAAAUGAGACCAAAUGAAGAAUUGCUUUAAUCAUUGUUUCGGGGAGCUUGUUACCUUUCCAAAUUGUAUGUUAGAAACAAUAAUAGAAAAUAAUAUGAAGUUUAUUUUUAAAUAGAUAUGUUGUAAUGGGAGAUUAUAAGUUAUUUGAAGAAUGAAAAAAUGUAAACCCUAGAAGAAAUAAUUUUACAAAUUGCGGAAGUAUAUGAUAAUAUUGUGAAAAAUUCAGAUGUGUGGAAAUAUCAUUAUCUUUGGGUCUAAAUGAUUGGGGAAACUUAUAAUAUAAUCCUCUAUUAACAAAGCUCAAAUUAAGUCAGUUGA
Messenger RNA from Paramecium octaurelia, 960 nucleotides. The record is from the annotation of a GenBank genome assembly. NCBI's taxonomy places the organism in Eukaryota, Ciliophora, Oligohymenophorea, Peniculida, Parameciidae.